UGUUUGAGUCGACUCUCAAGUCAUAUGAAUAGUGAGAAAAAGUUGUCAAAAGUUUUUAUUUAUUUUUAUUUUAUUGACUCUUCAGUCGAUCCAAUCGAUUGAAUUGCAUGUGAUUUAAGUGACAAAUGAAAUGAAGACAUGAAUGAGUCGUUGAUCUUCGAUACGUUUGCAUCGGUGAGACCGUUGUCCAUGUGUUUGGUGUGGAAACGACCCAAUCAUGUGUUGUUUCAAACGGCAAAUGUCUUCCUCCUGAUGGCCUACUUGGCCACAAACAGCCUCUUCGGAGUGCUGUUCCUGCGCUCGUGUCUCUCCAUCGGCUGUCUCUUCCUGUCGUUGUGGGCGUGGAUAGUGUUGUGUGAGUCGGAUAUCAUUGUCUGGAAUGUGAUCUUCACGGCAAUCAAUGCCAUUCAUGUGAUUUGCAUCGUCUGGAGGUUACAUCCGUUCGUUAGGUUUCCACACGACGUGGAAAUGGUUUACAGAAAUCUGUUCCAACCGUUGCGAGUGUCGCGGAAAGCGUUCAAAAAGAUCUACUUCUGCACCCGAGAGAUACAAACACUCAAAUCCAAUGAUAUCUAUGCCAUCGAAGGUCGCACUCGAGUCGAUCGACUGACUCUAUUGUUGUCGGGAAGGGUGUCCAUCAUAAGGGCCGGACAGACCCUUCAUAUUAUAGACAGCCAUCAGUUCUUGGAUUCUCCCGAAUGGUUUGGUGUGGGAUCUCACGAGACAUAUCAGGUGUCAAUCGUGGCUUUAGAGGAAUCUCGUCUUCUGGUGUGGAAUAGAGAUAAACUCAAACUCUCCAUCUCUUGUGAUCCUUAUUUACAAGCAAUUCUCGACAAUAUUCUGGGCAAAGAUGUGGUCAAAAAGCUGCUGUUAGUGUCGGACACUGUUAGCAAUCAACACACCGGCGCCGGCGAGCGCACCAAACUUAUUGUUUCCACACAUCGAGCCAUGGAUCUGCUCAUCAAACGAAGUCCAAUCAAUGGCAAUGAUUCAAAUGUGAAUUGUUUUUGGAAUUUGUCGCGAAUUAGUGAAUCAGACGCCGAGACCUGUAGGGGGGGACAGAGGGGUUGCCUAUUGUCUAUGGACAGUAUGUCUUCACGAGGAGGUCUUCUGCCAUCGCAUUACUCGCGCCACUCGAGUCCAUUGACAGGAGUUUCGGUGACUUCGGGAGUGAGCGGGCGAUCGAUACUCCGGAUACGGGAGAAGUAUUUAUUGGUUUUGGUUGUCAUCGUAUUCAUAGUGUUUAGUGUCAUUGGAGUGGCAUUUCUGCCUGAAAUGCAACUGAAGGCCAGUAAUGUCUAUAAGUAUAUCAAACCGGCCGACAGCUUAGGGCCCGACCUCCUAGGGUUAGUGCCACCCGUCGAGUCCCCGCACCCCCUCUUAGGCCACGACUCACACACAGCCAGAGCUAAGUUUGAGGACAAACAACGACUUCGCGUCAAAAUCAAUGAACAGUUGAACUAUAAUUUAAGUCAAUUAAGUGCUGUUUUGCCCAAACCUAAUGUCAAUGCCAGAGCUAAGUUUGAGGACAAACAACGACUUCGCGUCAAAAUCAAUGAACAGUUGAACUAUAAUUUAAGUCAAUUAAGUGCUGUUUUGCCCAAACCUAAUGUCAAUGGUUUGGCACCCGAUCCCACACUCGGGCCAUCGGAUUCAGAUGAAUGGACACCACUAGUGCUUCCCAGUGGUGAUGAUCCCGACCCUGAGGUUCGACGCAAACGGGAUUUCAUCAAAGAGAUGAUGAAAGAGGCGUGGAUUCACUACAAGACCUACGCGUGGGGUGAGAAUGAGUUGAGACCCGUGUCCAAGAAGGGCCACUCGGCCGGCAUUUUCGGUACAACCAAAUUAGGGGCCACAAUUGUCGACGGAUUGGACACACUUUUCAUUAUGGGUUUGAAAGAGGAGUUCAAAGAAGGGCGCGAUUGGGUCGACCAGAACCUCCACCUCCAAGACGUGAACAGCGAAGUGUCUGUGUUUGAGACAAUCAUCCGCUUCGUGGGCGGACUUCUCACGUGCUAUGCGUUCACCAAAGACGAGAUGUUCAUCGAGAGGGCCAACGCUAUCGCCACGAAAAUGUUGCCCGCAUUCAACACUCCCACAGGAAUACCUCACGCACUCGUCAACCCGUCCACCGGCCACAGCAAGAACUACGUCUGGGCCUCACAGUCCAGCUCUAUAUUAGCCGAAGUGGGAACUCUUCACUUGGAAUUCCUCUACUUGAGUGACAUUACCGGCGAUGACACCUAUAAAGACAAAGUGAUGAAUGUUAGACGCAUUCUCAAUGCACUCACUAAACCUCACGGAGGACUCUAUCCUAACUAUAUUAACCCCAAAACCGGACAAUUUGGUCAA
Messenger RNA from Oppiella nova, 2352 nucleotides. NCBI's taxonomy places the organism in Eukaryota, Metazoa, Arthropoda, Arachnida, Sarcoptiformes, Oppiidae. The record is from the annotation of a GenBank genome assembly.